Marmota flaviventris (yellow-bellied marmot) is the source of this 2567-nucleotide messenger RNA. It is a transcript of the gene Urm1, whose product is annotated as ubiquitin related modifier 1. Gene Ontology annotation, cellular component: cytoplasm. Lineage: Eukaryota; Metazoa; Chordata; Mammalia; Rodentia; Sciuridae. The record is from RefSeq and is a predicted model, not a curated record. Gene Ontology annotation, biological process: tRNA thio-modification.
UUUGGCCUUCCUUUGCAGAGGUGGUGCGGAGCUCCUAUUUGAUGGUGUAAAAAAACAUCAAGUCACCUUGCCUGGGCAGGAGGAGCCCUAAUGGAAGAUGGGCCAAUUCCACUCUUUAUUGAGCCUGAUAUCUGUUGAACAACUCGAAUUUGGAAAAGUUGGUUCCAGAUGGGACAUCCGGAACCUCCUCAUCUGGAUCAAGAAGAAUUUGCUAAAAGAGCGGCCAGAGCUGUUCCUCCAGGGAGACAGUGUGCGACCAGGAAUUCUGGUGCUGAUUAAUGAUGCCGACUGGGAAUUGCUGGGUGAGCUGGACUACCAGCUGCAGGACCAGGACAGCGUCCUCUUCAUUUCCACGCUGCAUGGAGGCUGAGGGCCCCUCUCUUCCUCGGCACCCUUGCAGGGGGAGAACGGAACAGACAGACAUCCCCUUGGGCCCAGCCUUCAGGUCUCCCUGUCCCUCGUGGCUGCCUUCUUCCCUGCUCUAUCCCCCAAGCUCCCUCCAGGCAGGGAAAAGAGGCCAGGUGCUAAAAAUGAGCCUUUCUCAGGCACGUGAGCAGGGGAAAGCAGGCAGUCAGGCUCCUGAGCCCAGAGCUCCUUCCCAGCAGCUGAGGUGGGGGAGGGUGCCCCUCUGGUGUGUCAGGAGCAGAGGGGGGCCGUGUGGCCAGGUGAUCCAGCUGCCUUCCAUUCCUGUCUCAGUCUGAGCACUGAGUGACUGCCAACGAGCACUCCAGGUCAUGGCCACAUUUGUGGAGAAGAUGGAUGGACCUGAAUAACUGAUGGGAAACUCCUCCCUUCCCAAAGACUGGAGGAGUCUCCGCCUCAGUUUCCCCAUCUGGACAGCAGAGGGCUCUGUCUGUCCCCCACUGAUAUCAUUAUGGAACCCCAGCUGGGGUCCCCUAUUCAAUACUGACUCCCUCCCCCUCACCCAGCAGCUGCUGUCCCAGCCACACCCCUCCUCCUGCUCCCCCCACCCCCAGCCCUUGACCCUGGCUGGCCUCCCCCACACACACAGGCCACCAGAUGGGCUCCUGAGACCCUCACCAUGCUGUCUAUAGUUCAUUCUUCUGUGGGUGGAGAAGAAGAGGAAGUAGCCCAACCUCCGAUUAGCCAAUAGAGGCCUGGGGGGAGGGUUUCAAUCUGCCUCAGUUUCCUUCUCUACACUAACUGAAUAUUCAUAAUACCUGAAAGCCAAGGAGAUAUAUGAUGGCACAGAUGUAAAGUCUAUGUCCCUUCCCACCUCCUGCAGAAAGCAGGGUCGGAGCAAGCAGCACCUGGUAGGCAGAGGGGUUUACCCCCUCCCUCUGUCUGUUUUGGAAGUCUGGGGUCCUUGGGGCCUGCAACAGCUGGCCUUGAGCAAAUAAAAGACUAGGGUUGUUUACUAGCCUUGCUUGGAGCUUCUUCAUCCUCAGAAAUGGGUGGCACCCCAGUUCCCCCUACCAAAGCCUCUGUCUGAUAUGACCUCUCUAUCCUCACCUAGGGCUCUCAGCUGCGCUUUAACCAAAAGGCUAAAACUCAAGCUACCCCAGAGGGGGUAGUCUGAUAGGACUAUCUGGAAAAGGAGGUGCAGAGCCAGUCUGUGCUGACCAGUCUGAGUCCCAGGACAUCCCCACUGGUCUGUCCAAGGCCAGGCUUUGUCCCACCAGCUGCAUUCAGCAGCCCCAGAACCCAGAAUGGGAGUGGCAUAGAUGAGAGUCCCCUCUCCUUCCCGUGAUCUGGAAGAAAGAGCUUUGUCUGCUGAAGGGAGACCUCAAAAAAGAAUUAGGGCACUAUCAUCCCACCCCAAACAUUGCUUUUCUUUAAAUGUCAGUGAUUUCAGGUGGAAUUUCUCCCCCUGUGGAGACGAAAGUGCCCAGUGUCCCAGCUGUGUUGGGAAGAAUGUCGGGUACACAUCGUUAGAGAACAGAUGACCCCUGGCUGGUGGACUUCUCCCCAGUCCUGCUGCAGUGGAGGCCCUCUAGGCAUGUGUGGGUGGGAGCAUCCAUGUUGGGAUUACUGGUCCAGGCAAUACUGGGUGCAGAUUAAGGCCAGCGUUGGGUCUGAACGCUGUCCAGAGAGGCCGCAUGACCGGCCCUCAUUAGGUGCUGAGGUCAGAGUCUCCAUAUUAGGGAACAGAGUAAGGGACUUGUAAUGGCCCUCACAGUCUCACUUUUAGAGGGUCAGCUUGUCUAAAUUCUUGUAACCUGAGGGUCCCUCCCUUUCUCCCAUUAGGGAGCUUCAGGAAUGGCCUGUCCCACUUUCCUGGAACUGACCACACUAGGGUUCCUUUCUGCUGCCUGCAAAGGGUGUGGAAUGAUAUAUGUGGGGUAUCCCAGCCUCCACCACACCCCAGUUACUGCGGAGCAGGAGAGGGGCUGGAGAAAUCGGGUGCUCCCCACAGCUGAUGCCAGCGCCACCAUGGAAAUUGGCCAGGGAUAAGGCACUCCAGAUCAUUUCAGGUCAUUUUUAGCCUAUAGCCCAAAAGGGGUCAGAGACAGGUGACACUGGCUCAACCCAACAGCUGCCAGUGGUUCUCCCAUGCAACUCCCUGACCCCAACUUUUGAGGAAAUAAACGAAUAAAUAAACCCCA